This is a messenger RNA of Manihot esculenta (cassava), 1390 nucleotides long. Its product is annotated as glyceraldehyde-3-phosphate dehydrogenase, cytosolic. NCBI's taxonomy places the organism in Eukaryota, Viridiplantae, Streptophyta, Magnoliopsida, Malpighiales, Euphorbiaceae. The record is from RefSeq and is a predicted model, not a curated record. The coding region runs from base 139 to 1152 and encodes 337 amino acids. The transcript has 12 exons. Gene Ontology annotation, biological process: glucose metabolic process. Gene Ontology annotation, molecular function: NAD binding; NADP binding; oxidoreductase activity, acting on the aldehyde or oxo group of donors, NAD or NADP as acceptor.
CUCACCGGCUUUUCCGGUAUCCCUUUCUCUUUCUUUUAUAUAUUGAACACAUCAGUGCUCUUCCUCUCUAACCACUAGUCUCUACUGUCACUGUUCUCACUCUUCCUCUGCAACUUCUACUUUUCUUUCUAUACAGUCAUGGGGAAGGUUAAGAUCGGGAUCAACGGAUUUGGAAGGAUUGGAAGGUUGGUGGCCAGAGUGGCCCUGCAGAGAGACGAUGUUGAGCUCGUCGCAGUUAACGAUCCCUUCAUUACCGUUGAAUACAUGACCUACAUGUUUAAGUAUGAUACGGUUCAUGGUCAAUGGAAGCAUCAUGAGUUGAAGGUGAAGGAUGAUAAGACCCUUCUCUUUGGCGAAAAGCCUGUGACCGUCUUCGGCGUUAGGAACCCAGAGGAAAUCCCAUGGGCUGAGACUGGAGCAGAGUAUAUUGUGGAAUCAACUGGAGUGUUCACCGACAAGGAUAAGGCUGCCGCUCAUUUGAAGGGUGGUGCUAAGAAAGUCAUCAUCUCUGCCCCCAGCAAGGAUGCUCCAAUGUUCGUUGUAGGUGUUAAUGAGAAGGAAUACAAGCCAGAUCUUCACAUUGUAUCAAAUGCUAGUUGCACUACCAACUGUCUUGCUCCUCUUGCCAAGGUCAUUCAUGAUCGAUUUGGCAUUGUUGAGGGGCUUAUGACAACUGUCCACUCCAUUACUGCUACCCAGAAGACUGUUGAUGGGCCAUCAAUGAAGGACUGGAGAGGCGGAAGAGCUGCUUCAUUCAACAUCAUCCCUAGCAGCACUGGGGCUGCUAAGGCUGUUGGAAAGGUACUGCCUGCCCUCAAUGGGAAACUUACAGGAAUGGCCUUCCGUGUUCCAACUGUUGAUGUCUCUGUAGUUGACCUGACAGUGAGGCUUGAAAAGAAAGCUACAUAUGAUCAAAUUAAAGCUGCUAUCAAGGAGGAAUCAGAGGGAAAGUUGAAGGGAAUAUUAGGCUACACUGAAGAUGAUGUUGUUUCUACCGACUUUAUUGGUGACAACAGGUCGAGUAUUUUUGAUGCCAAAGCUGGAAUUGCUUUGAAUGACAAUUUUGUGAAGCUUGUUGCAUGGUACGACAAUGAGUGGGGCUACAGCACUCGGGUGGUUGACUUGAUCCGCCAUAUCGCAUCCAUUCAGUAAGGUUGUACGAGACCUGAAAGGGUACUGCCACCGGUGAGCAGUUUGACUUGUUUAGUGUCUGUCAGUAUGAGGCUGAAUCAAAAUAAAUUUAUUUUAAGACAAUGUUUUGAGCGAUGAGUAUCAGUAUGAUUGCCAGUCCUUUAGUUCUUGUUAUCCCUAUUCCUCUUCCUGGCUUUGAAUAUUGUCUAAGCUAUUAUGUAUGAGAUGUUAUAAAACGUACUUCGUGGCUUCUCCUGCA